Molecule: messenger RNA, 18521 nt
Organism: Pelobates cultripes (western spadefoot toad)
Lineage: Eukaryota; Metazoa; Chordata; Amphibia; Anura; Pelobatidae
Source: the annotation of a GenBank genome assembly
CUUGGAGUUGGAGAUUUUUUCUAAAACAGCUCUCUUGUUUUUUUUUUUUUCCCUUUCUUUAAAUUCUCUUCAAUUCAGAAUUUGGGAAAUAGACUUCAUAAACAGUCACAGAAUAUACCUCCUCAUCAGCGUGGUCAGAGAGUCAGAACACCCACUGACAGGACAGAGCAAUCAGACUUCCUAAACCUGUUUUGAACUGACCAAAUACAAUUUGCAAUGAUCUGAAAACAGACUAGUGACUUUAUAAUAUGACCCAAGAGCAUGCUAAGUGACCAGAUACCUCACAGAAUAACCAGAGAGCUUGCAAACAUACCAUAAAUCAAACGGAGUGAACAGAGCAUAGAAGCUGACCACAUACCUCACAGAAGGACCAGGACGCAUACAAAGUGACCACAAACUUGAAACCUUAAAGUGUCUCUUUUUCCAGUAACCCCCUUACUGGACCAAUGCCCCCGGUGACUGAAGCCCCCAAAGCACCAAUCAAGCUCAGCACAUAUGCAAAGACAGUGAUAUCUCUGGUUUAUACACUUCUGCUUAUAGCUGGUAUUCUUGGAAACACUCUGGUGAUUCGUGUUUUGCGUGGUAUCCGAGGUGGACGCAGUGUGCAGGCCUCUCUUAGCCACCACAUGUGUAGCUUGGCAUCUUGUGAUAUUCUUCAACUAGCACUUGGUAUUCCAGCAGAGCUGUAUUGUAGUAUCUGGAACCCAUUCCCAUGGCCCCUGGGCACAACUGGCUGUCGUGGCUUCUAUUACUUGUGGGAGGUACUUUGUUAUGCUGCCAUCCUAAAUGUGUUAUCUCUGAGUUGUGACAGACACCGUGCCACCUGCCAGCCAAUGAGCCUCCACUUACAGAAAUCUUCAGGGGUCCGUCUUCGACUUUGCUUGCUCUGGCUGGCUUCUCUUCUGGCCGGGCUCCCAAUGCUCUUCACCAUGGGCUUGGAAGUCAUCCAUGUAGAAGUCAUAGAAGGUCAGCCUCAAGAAUUGUGGGUGUGCACUCCACUUAGCCCUUGGAGGGAUCUCUUUACAAUCAGUGUCUGGGCUUCCUUUUUAACCUAUCUUGGUGCACUGUUUAUUGUGGGUAUAACAUGCUGGAAAAUGAGGAGAGCACUUGAGGGAAGUGGACAAUUUUUAGCUGCACCAGGUCCUGGUGGGUCUACACAGCUGCUGGGAAGAUUCUGCAGUGAGCAGACAAUGGCAGUCCGUAAGCAAAAUGCCAGAAUGCUGGGUAAGGACAUACAUGCAGUAGCUAACAUCUAGUUAUAUUUAUCCAGAUACAUAUGAAAGUCCUAAACCUUUAGUAAAUUGUAUAAUACAGAAUAUAGAAAUAGGAUACAUUAGUCCAUUUCAUCCUUGGAGAGCAGGCACUUACCAAAGACCACAAAAAUAAGCAAAAUUAAUUUUGUGAAUAAUCCGGAGCCAGUACUGAUCGACAUUGCAGGGUUCUGUAAAAGCAAACUGAAUAGAAAGAUAACUUAUACACACUAAGCAAUUCUAAAGUAUUUACUUCACACUAAUAGUUUGUUGUUUAUAUGAUGGUUAGCAGUUAGAUAUAUCUGUAUGAACUUUAAUUCUACACUGAAAUGGAAAAUGUUGGCUCUUGAGCAUGGUUAAGCUCUUAAAGCUGGCUAUGGUGCUUAUAAUGCCAGAAGUACUCUGGCUCUGUUUCCCAGUAAUGGGACUAACUGCUUUGCAACAAUUUGCUCUCUAACCUGGGUUUCUGCAGGGUGCAGAGGGUACUUCCUGCUCUGGUGACAUACAUCCAUUCCCAUCGCCACUCAUUGGCUAAGAGUGUCAGCUGAUCACUCUCAACCAAUGAAUGCAAUUCGUUUGUAUAGGAAUAUGCACAGAAUUGGUAUUAGCCAGCCCGAAAACAAAGCAAAACACUGCACAUACAGACUCCUGGCAACAUGACCACUUCAAAUCAUUGCAGAGGUCAUGAUGCUUGCAGUAACCUUUUAAUUGCAUUGCAUACAUAGCAAGCUAACAUGAAUAGCAAUAAAUCUUAAAAAGUUAAGUAAAACAUGAGGAUUUCAUGGGUAUUUUUAAAAAAACAAACUAAAUUCAAUACAAAAUGUUUGAAACUAUUGACAUACCUAGCAACACUCUUUCAGUGUUAUCUGAAAUUCUACUUUAGUGUCAAUGGACAUCUUUUCUAUUUUACUUUAGGCAAAUGCGUGCAUGUGCAAAAUAUGCUAUUAUCAGGACCAGUCAAAGGAUUUUUGGCUUCUCUCCCAUUCCAGUAUAGGAUGAACAUGAUAAAUUUACAUAUCAGCACCACAAACAAACAUAAAUGUUAAUGCUUUGGAGUUUCUGGACACCCAUUCAUGCCACACAUGAAUGUGAGCUGUAUUGCUUUUGAGCUCUGGGUUUUUUCUCUAAAAAACCUUGACCUUCUCAGUAAUAUGUGGUAUGUAUACGUUAUCACAGAGCUCCAUAGCAAAAACAACCUCACAAUAAUGUGCAUAGCAGUAUACAACAGAGCUUCACAGCUCCACAGCUAUAAAACACAGGAGAAUAGGUAUUCAUUUUAUAUGUCAGUAUCAACUGUUUCCACAGUAAUACAUUUCACAAUUCAUUGUGAUAUUUCUUUGGUGUCUCAAUAACUGGGAUAUCAGAAGACAAAAGUAGAACAGGAGAAAGAAAGAGUAUUGUGACUGUGUCUUCUUGUGGUAUUGUGUAUGUGUUGAGGGCAGUGGCGGAACCACGGUUGCAGGGGUCGCAGCUGAGACUGGGCCCGUCACUUGAGGGGGUCCUACCGCCCUAUGACCAGGGUGCCCGCAGGCAUAGUGGUGCCGUCCCGGCCACGCGGAACAACCGCCAGGGCCACAUUGAAGGUGGCACGUGGAUUUCCUGGGGCCCGGUCAGUGCUGUGGCGCUUUAAGAGCGCGACUCGGCCCCAGUGGUGAUGUCAGAGCUGGGAGGGAGUCGUCACUUCCUCCCAGAUAACAGAGCGCCGCGCGGGAGGAGAGGAGGGAGUCAGAGUGGGAGCUCUGACUCCCAUCAGCAUGAGGGGGCCACUGGACCCCAAGGAAGUCACUAAAUAUUUUUAACAGUUUGUGUGUGUCUGUAUGUAUGUGUGUCUGUGUGUGUCUUUGUGUGUGUGUCUGUGUUUCUUUGAAUGUGUUUCUGUUUGUGUGUCUGUGUGUGUGUGUGUCUGUAUGUGCAUCUCUUUGUCUGCGUGUGUGUCUGUAUAUGUAUCUGUGUCUGCAUGUGUAUUUGUUUUUCUGCGUGUGUGUCAGUAUGUGCAUCUUUGUCUGCAUGUGUGUCAGUGUGUGCCUCUAUGUAUCUGUAUGUGUGUCACUGUUUAUAUUUGUAUGAGUGUCAUUCUGUAUCUGUACAUCUGCAUGUGUGUCUAUAUGUGUCUGUCUAUAUGUGUGUCUGUGUAUCUGCAUGUGUCAGUGUGUGUGUGUAUCUGUAUGUGUGUCAGUGUUUGUAUCUGUAGAAGUGUCAUUCUGUGUAUCUGAAUGUGUGUCUGUGUAUUAGCAUGUGUGUCCAUGUAUGUAUCUGUAUGUGUUAUAAAAAUGGAGGGGAGAGGGAGGGGAGGAGAUGCAUGGGGGAGCCCCAGGGCACUUUUUGCACUGGUGCCCUGUGGUCUCUAGAUACACCACUGGUUGAGGGGGCUGUUUGUGGUGUAGUGUGUGUUUGAAUAGAUCUGUUUAUUUUGUGUUUGUGACGGACCGCUGGCACUCCGACCGAGUACAUCCACCAAUUGAUGCUCCUAGCGCUUGCCGAGGACUCUGAGCACUUCAGCCGACACCAUCAGCACUGCGGACCCCACUUCCAGUGAUUCAGCUGCGCCGGGGUCUCGCCGUCUGUCACCCACCCUGGAUCCACGACCAGGAUCCAGCUCCCAGUGGGUGAACCUCUCCGAAAUCCAGAGAGCGUAGCAGGAACAAAUCAAGCUCUUACAAGAGCUUACUCUGGGGAGUAAGUGAUUAUAGCAAUCCCCAGAGUGUAGGUAUCCCUUCCACCAAGCAUGAGUCAAGGCUUCAAGAAAGGUGCAAGUAGGUCUGGUUUAUUGAGGGCUACCUGCCCGGUAUUUAUGCAAGAGUCCACCAGGUGGACACUCCCCUAGGGGACCUGAUGGAACAAUGGGACACAUAUUGGAUAUUAGCCAAUCACAGACAAUACAAACAAAACACUCCCACAGUGACAUCACAAUCCCUCCUCGCUAUCCUGGAGAUAAUUGGGAAGUAAUCAAAUUAUCUCCCAGGACAGAGGCAAGACUCCAUUAACCGAAUGGCGCUCAGAUCACAUACAGUUCAAUCGCCAUGGAGCCAAAGUCUUUUCCAUAGUCUUUUGUUACACAAAUAGGCUUCAUGGUAUUCUUGGAAACACUCUGGUGAUUCGUGUUUAUUUUGCUAUCUGGGGUAGCACUACUCACAUACUGAAAGUCCAGAACGACCCGGCAGAAAUACACAAAUAAACCUUUCUGCAGGGAAAAAUACAGCUAUGAGCACAGGUGCCAUAGUCGGAAGGCAGGAGGCUAGCCAGUAGUCCCCUCCAGGCACAAGUGGCGAAGGGCACUUCGUCACAGUGGUGUAGUAUGCAGGGCCAUCUUUAAUACUGAUUGGACCAUGGGCAAGUAUUAGCUUGUGCCCCCUGGACUCUGCCCCCGCCCCCUCUCCCUGGCAUGCAAUCACCCCUUCUAGCGCAGUGGUGGAACUAAAGUAGAAAGAACCCUAGUGCCAGAAUUUUAUGGAGCCCCUCAAUUGCAAGGUUGGACAAAAGGUAGAUCCUUAUCUGUCAAGCAACUCCAACAAUGCUUUGACAGCUGGGGCUCUACCAAUUUCCCAUGCUUGCAGGGUUGUAGUUAGCACUGAGCCGUGUUUGAAUGUAAACAUGUUUUUGUUAUGGAGUAUGUUUGUGUGAAUGUAUGGAUGUGUUUGUAUGUGGUGUUAAAGUUUGAAUGCAAGCGUGCAUUCAACACAGAGGUGUGAUUGCAUAUAGUGUUGACAUUUCAAUGCAGGAGUGUGUUUGUAUGUAAUGUUGAAGUUUGAAUGGCGGGGUGUACUUGUAUUUAAUGUUGGUGUUUGAAUUCUGAGAUGUAUGCACAUAUACACAUUCACUGCCACACAUGCACUGUGAUACACAUACACACACUGAAACACAUGCAGAUACACAGAUAAACACACACUGACACACAUGCAGAUAGAGACACACCAAUAUACAUACAGACAAACAGAUACACAACCUGACACACAUGCAGAUGCCCAGACACAAAGGUACACACACUGACACGCAUGCAGACACACAGACCCAUACAGAUACAUAGACACAUACAUUGACAGACAUACUGACACACAAACACAUACGCUGAUAGACAUACUGACACACACAGGCACAUAUACUAACAGACAUGUUAACAAACACAGACACUUACAUUGAGGCAUACUAAAAGACAUACUGACAUGCACAUAGGCAGAUACAUACACUGACAGACAAAUUGACACACACACACACACAGAGACAUACUGACACUUACAGACAUGCUGGCACUGGCAGACACACUGAAACACAGAUACAUACACUGUCAGAAAUACUGACACACACAGAUACAUACACUGACAGACAUACUAACACACAGACACACUGACACAGAUACACACACGCACAGACAUAAUGAUGCACGCACACAGACAGACAUACUUACACACAUGUAACAUUUACAUUUUUAGACCCACCCUCCAGUUACCUACCUUUUGCUGGAGGAUGGCUUUCCUGGGGUCGAGUGUGGUGCCUGAGACUAAUGGGAGUAAGGAGCCCCCAUCCUCAUUGCCUUCUCCUCCCUCUCGUGUGGCUCUUCCUGCCCUCCUGGUUGCUCUCUUUUAUGGGAGGAAGUCACUUGUGUCUGUCACUUCCUUCCAGGCUGCUGAAAAGCAAGGGGCCCAGUCAAGCUGUUAAAGGGCUACAGCGCCCCCAACUGGGCCCCUGCUUAUACAAGCCCACUGGAUGGCCCAAAGUGCAUGGCCAACCGGUGGGACUCCUUAGAAUGAAGGGCCCUGGCGGGAAAAAAAGAAAUUGUUGAGGGCAAGGAGGCCCACGGGGCAGAUGCCUUGGGCCCCCCAGAAGUAACUGGGCCCGUAGCAGAUGCCCUGUUUGCCCCGCGUUAAAGGCAGCCCUAAUAGUAUAAAAAAAUACACCAUAAACUAUAGUGUGGGUAUCCAGGAGCUAAAAUAAAAUAUCAAGAAUGGAAUUUAGAUAAUAAAUAGUUAGUGCAUGCAAUCAUCCAAAUUAAUAUGUAACCCUUGAUGGAAUAUCCAUAAUAUACAAUAGCCAGUCUAAAUAGAAUAACAGUCCAGAAUGAAAUAUGAGUCCAAAAUAAAGUGCAAGUCUUAUAUGGAGUACCUAUAGCAUAAGUAGCCCUAACUCUGCUUGUGAAAACAACACAGGGCUGAUGGUGCUCAUGUCUUAUGAUAUACUUUUAUAAAUAAAAGAUGAUUCAGAUCUAUGCCAGAGCAAAUAAGUAUGAAGAACUAGUUGCUCAAAAAUAGACUUGUAGUGCCACAGUGUAGGAUAAAAAUAGUCACUUGAUUACUAAAAAUAGAUCAAUAUAUUAAUUUAAAAAAAUAUGUUCCAAGUAAGAAAUAGCGAUUAAAGGAUCACUGUAGGGUCAGGAACACAAACAUGUAUUCCUGACCCUAUAGUGUUAACACCACCAUCUAGUCCCCCUGGGCCCCUCAUGCCUCCAUAAAUAUAGUAAAAAUCUUACUGUAUUCAAGCCUAAAACUGUAAAUCUGCAAGCUGUUAGACUCAGAAAAACAAGCAGUCUGCUGACAUGUGGUAGCCUGAUCCAAUCACAGUGCUUCCCCUUAGGAUUGGCUGAGACUGACAAAGAAGCAGGUCAGGGGCUGAGCCAGCAUGAUUCAAACACAGCCCUGGCCAAUCAGCAUCUCAUCAUAGAGGUUAAUUGAAUCAAGGAAUCUCUAUGAGGAAAGUUCAGUGUCUGCAUGCAAAGGGAGGAGAUAUUGAAUCAAAGGAUGCUGUGCACAGUGCUGCCCUGUGCUCUGCUGACAGCAGAUCUGAGUGGAUGGAGGCAUAUUAUGCCUCCAUCAACUCCGAAGUCCCUCUGGUUCACUCUGAGUGACUGCAACUGGAGGUGUUCCUAGCUUUCAAUGUAAACACUCUAUUUUCUCAGAAAAUACAGUGUUUACAUGAGAAAGGCUGCAGGGAGCUAUAGUUCUCAUCUGAACAACCUCAUUAAGCUGAAGUUGUUAAGGGGACUAUAGUGUCCAUUUAAAAUCAGAGGUUAGCAGUUAGUCCAGUAUAUAUUGAGUGAAAUGAGCAAAUAAACCUGCAGUCCAGACCCUGGUGGAUGAGGAUUGUGUGAGUCAAUCUUUCCUCCGUAUCCUGGCAGCCGGUGAGGACGGCGUGCGUGUCACUGUGCGCUCCACCUCUGACCUCACAUCGAGGGUUGCGCUUCGGUCUCACUGGAUGGUGUAUGUGUCGGGGCCGGAAUCCUUAGCUGACAGGGAUGUUUGCUAACAGAUCUUCACUGGCAACUGCUCCUCUCAAUUUGCUUGCGUUUCCAGAUUUUAGAGCUAUUUUAUCCACUUCUGUCUUACUCCCUCUAAUCCCUCUGUAACAUUCACACAAUGAAUACCAGAAUCCUGAACCCUGGUAGUAUGUCUGUUUAUGGACUUUAGAGAGAAUGUAUGUGUGUGUGUAUAAGAGAUGUGGUGCACUGGCGGAUCCAGAGUCUUAUCUCGGGAGGGGCACUCAGAUUAUUUAAAGAAACAAUCCAGGCACAAUAACCGCUACAGCUCUCUGUAGUGGUUAUGGUGCCAGGAGUGCCGUGGUUCCCUCCCAGAGUAAAUAGUCAAACGGUUUAAUAACAGUUUGAAAAUUUACGUGGGGUCUGCCAGGAUAGGGGCUGUAGUAGGGGAUAGAUGGUAGUGUGUGUGUGUGUGUGUGUGUGAGAGUAGGCAGUGUGUGUGUGUGUGUGUGUAUGUAUAUGAGUGUAUGAAGGAUGCAGGGUGGGUAUGGGAGACAGUGUGUGAGGGGUGCAGUGUGUGUGUGUGUGUGUGUGUGUGUACGGGAGGCAGUGCAUGUGGGCCAGUGUGUGUAUAGGGGUGCAGUGGGAGCACUGUGUGUAGGAGGGGCAGUGUGUGUUUGUGUGAGGGGUAUAGUGUGUGCAUGGGAGUGCAGUGUGUAUAUGUGGGGUGCAGUGGAAGCACUGUGUGUAUGGGGCCAGUGUGUGUAUGAAGGUCUAGUGGGGGCAGUGUGUGCAUGGGAGUGCAGUUGGGGAAGUGUUUGUGUGUGGGAGCAAUGUGUGUAUGUGGGUGCAGUGUGUGUGGGGGGAGACGUGUGUGGGGGUGCAAUGUUUGUAUGGGGAUGUAGUGUGUAUGGGGGGAGAAGUGUGUGAGGGUGUAAUGUUUGUGUGGGGGAGAAGUGUGUGUGGGGGGAUGCAGUGUGUGUGUGGGGUGCAGUGCUUGUAUGGGGAGAAGUGUGUGUGGGGUUGCAGUGUGUGUGGAGGAGAAGUGUGUGUGUGGGGGGUGCAGUGUUUAUAUGGGGAGAAGUGUGUGUGGAGGAGAAGAGUGUGUGUCCCCAUACACACACUCUUCUCCUCCACACACACUGUGGGGGCAAUGUGUUUGGUGGGGCAGUAUGUAUGGGGUGCUGUCGGGGCAGUGUGUUUGAGUAGGGGUAGUAGCCCUUGGGGGGGCUGUGGGGGGCAGGAGGUGUGUUUGAUGGGGCAGUGUGUAUAUGGAGGCUGUAGGGGCAGCCUGUUUGGUAAGGGAGUGUAUAUGAGGGGGCUGUAGGGGCGGAGGAGUGUAUAUGGGGGCACAAUGGGGGGCAGUGUGUUUGGUGGGGCAGUGUGUAUGGGGGCUGUAGGGUGGCAGUCUGUUUGGUGGGGAGUGUGUAUGGGGGCUGUUGGGGGCAGACUGUUUGGUGGGAGCAGUGUGUAUGGUGGAGGCUGUAGGGGACAGUGUGUUGGUGGGGCAGUGUGUGUAGGGGCUGUGGGGGCAGUCUGUUUGGUGGGAGUGUGUAUGGGGGGCUGUGGGGGGCAGGAGGUAAUGUUUGGUGGGGCAGUGUGUAUGGGGGUCUGUGGGGAGCAGUGUGUUUGUGGGGCAGCUGGCAGUGUGUAUGGGGGGCUGUGGGGGCAGUCUGUUUGGUGGGGCAGUGUGUAUGGUGGGCUGUGGGGCAGUCUGUUUGGUGGGGCAGUGUGUAUGGUGGGCUGUGGGGGCAGUGUGUUUGGUGGGGCAGUGUGUAUGGUGGGCUGUGGGGGAAGUGUAUUUGGUGGGGCAGAGUGUAUUGUGGGCUGUGGGGGCAGUGUGUUUGGUGGGGCAGUGUGGAUGGUGGGCUGUGGAUGUGGGGGUAGUGUGUAUAGGGGGCUGUGGGGGCAGUGUAAAACAAAUGAUUUAAAAAAAAAUAAUUUAUUAAUAAAAUAUUAUUUAUAAUCCCCCCCCCUCCCUUCCUACCUUUGCCCAGGGAGGGGGGGAUAUCGCUUGUAAUCCCUGGUGGUCCAGUGGAAUCCCUGGCGUUCUAGUCUAAGUGCCUUCACGGACCGGAGGGGAGAUCAGAGAUCUACCUCCCCGGUCCGCAGGCAUAUUACUGGGCGGCCGGCACGGAGACAGGAGACCCGGGAAGAGCUCUAGCCUGCAGCUCCGCCAGAACGGAGCGUUGCCGCGGUUGCCAGGGGUCAUUGUCAUGCUGGAAAGUACAAGAGCAUCCCAUUUGCAGCUUGAGUGCAGAAAAAUGCAAAUUGUCUGCCAGUAUUUUCUGAUCGCAUGCUGCAUCCAUCAAUUUUCACAAGAUUCACCGUGCCUCUAGAGCUCACCCCCUUCCCCCAAAAUAUCUGUGAGCCACCACCAUGCUUCACAGUGGGGAUGGUAUUCUUUUCACUGUACGCCUUGUUGACCCAUCUUCAAACAUAGUGCUUAUUCUUGUGACCAUAAAGCUCUAUCCAUAAAGCUCUAUUUUGGGCUUGUCACUCCAAACUACGGUGUGCCAGAAGUGGGGGGAGAGGCAAGGCAUGUUUAUAAUCCCCCCCCCUCCCUUCCUACCUUUGCCCAGGGAGGGGAUAUCGCUUGUAAUCCAGUGGAAUCCCUGGCGUUCUAGUCUAAGUGCCUUCACGGACCGGAGUCAGGCAUAUUGUAACCAGGCCUUUUUGUGGCAUUGGUGCAGUAAAGGCUUCUUUCUGGCAACUUGACCAUGCAGCUCAUUUUUUGUUCAAGUAUCAUCGUAUUGUGCUCCUUGAAACAACCACACCAUCUUUUUCGAGAGCAGCCUGUAUUUCUCCUGAGGUUACCUGUGGGUUUUUAUUUGUAUCUCAAACAAUUCUUCUGCCAGUUGUGGGAAGGGGGGGCUGAACAAUUUCUUGGUUUACCUGACUUUGGCUUAGUAUCAAGAGAUUCCCAAAUUUUCCACUUCUUAACAAUUGAUUGAACAGUACUGACUGGCAUUUUCAAGGCAUUUGAUAUCUUUUUUAUCCUUUUCCAUCUUUAUAAAGUCCCAUUACCUUGUGACAUUGGGGCUGUGGAGAAAGGUCUCUCUAACACUCUAGGGCCCAAAGAUUCAACGUGAGCCCAUCUGUGGCACGUCUCGGAACAUGCGGCCUAGGUUCCUCUGGACCAGUGGGGGUGAUCCCGGUCCACCCCUGGGAGGCUGCCCUGUUCACACAGAACCAUGGGGUGAAGCCAUGCCAGCUCACACACAACCCGACGACUUACCUAAGAUGGCGGCUGCCACGAGGAUCCCCAGCAACACAGGGAAAAGGCAAGAUGUCCUGUCCAGACUGGACAAAAUCUUUGAAGAUUUCUGGCAGAGAGCGGAGAGCAGGAUGCAGCACCCCCCCUUCAAACAACCGGGUAGCUGCUAUACACCAUGGCAAACACACACCACGCAGCAGCCUGGGGCUCCAGCAGCACGCAGGCCCCCAACAUGGUGGUGAACCGCGAAGAGCUCACCGAUCCGGCACAGGAAAGCUAUCAAGAGGGUCGCGCCGUGGCCCAUCACGGAGACCCAUCAACGAACUGCGGUGCCGGGAAUAACCCCAAUCUGGUCACAAGGAACAACCUGUGGGUGCACACAGAGACUCAGAGGACCACCGUUCCUCUUAAAGACGCAGGACAAUGCGAUACCACUAUCCGGCAAAGGCUGAUACAGGUGCCAGGGCUGCAUAAAGACGUGCUGUUGCCCUUCUGUGACAGAACUCUCAUACACCCUUGAACUCCUGUGACACUACACUCCAGCAUCUUUUUCCUACUCUCACCCCUGGCACACUUUUUACCACAUGCAACUAGCCAGGGGCCUCCCUGGGAAAUUUCCCUGUUUAAAAUUCAUGUCCCUAUCUUUAACCUUCAGAAUAUGUGUCUUAGAUACACUAUCUGCCGACUAUCUAUAUACAGUAAUUUGCUUAGGCACGUUAGACCUAACUGUUUUACUAACCAAAAAAAAAAAUGGGUGCUAACUUACUCUGUUUGCCAUGCAACUGUCUUAUAUUGUACGAUACUACCUUGCUUGUUAUUGCAGUCGUGGCAUCAUAAACAUGUUUUGUUAUUUCUGGCACAGCAAAAAUAAAGAAUAAAAAAAUAAAAAAAAAUAGACAUACCCCUACUCGCGGUAUAGCGAAUAGGGGCAAAAUUUACUAAUACUAAUUUUUACUUAGUAUUAGUAAAUUUGGCUGAAAGACCAAUUUAGGUUUUUCAGCCUUUUGGUAGAUAAAUCCCUAAUACCGUGGGAAUUAGGGAGUUAUCUACUAAGCGGCUGCAAGAGAAGUGCCAAAGUCCCGAAAUGCCGAAGUUCCGAAAUUCUGAAGUGUCGAAAUGCCGAAGUACCGAAUUUCGGAAUGCUGAACCUAACUGAAAAUUUUCACCAUGCACAUGCCUAGUUCACGUUAUUGGUUCCUGCUACUGUGUGUCUUUAUCGUGUGUUCUCCAGAUUAAUCCCGGUUCCUGAUUUUGGCUUUUCUCAUCGUUUACUCUGACCUCUGGCAUCCCCUGACUUCGGCUAUACCUUGACUUCUCUUCUGCUUGUGUCCUUGCCUGUCCUGCGAUUCGGAGUACUUUACCUGCACAGCCCCCGUGCACAGACUCACAGGCCAGGUGGAUUCUUAUGAUAUCUUUAGCCCCCUCCCCUACUGUGAUCUCCUUUCCCUCCCCUCCUGUGCCCUCUUUAGCCCACCUCCCCUCCUGUGCACUCUUUAAGCCCCCCCUCACCUUCUGUACCCUCUUUAGGCCUCCGAAACCUUCUGUGCACUCUUUAGCCACCCCCCUCACCCUCUGUGCACUCUUUAGCCCCCUCCACUUUAUAGCCCCCCUCCCCUCUACUCUUUAGCCCCUUCCCAUUUGCCUGCUCAGUCCGGGUUGGAGGAACCUAUAUCCAAUCUGACAGGAAGCAGGUCUGGCUGUCUUUAAGAACUUCUUGUCAGACCGGGUCAGGGAACAGAGGGUCCUCUACCACGGUCUUCCUGCUUGUCCACAAUACAUUUUGUGACCGACAGAAGGGCUGUGCAGUGCCCUGCUCUCCAGACGGUCAUUGGGAGAUCGCACCCCAUUGAUGCCCCCCAAAUGAGUGGCACCAGGGGCUGACUACCCCCCUGCUUAGUACACCACUUGCACCGGUCCUGAUUGAUAUAAACAAAACUAAAUAGUUUGUUGCAGCAUUCAAUUAUUUCAUGCAGUACUUGAAUGCACAUUAUUUUGUUUGUGGUAAUUCCUCUUUAACCCCUUAAAGACGGAGGCAAUUGUACGAGUUCUGAACCAAAACCGAACCUAGAAUUUUAAACUAUGUGUCUGUUCAACCAUAAUUUACCUCUUUCAUAUUAAGUGCACGCACACGUAUUAUAUAUAUAAUUUUGUUUAGGAGAAGUAGGACUUUCAUUUCAUUAAAUUUAUUUAUGGAACACAAUUUAAUAUGAAUAAAAUCCAGUGUUAGACAUUAUGAAAAGUUAUUUCUUAACUUCUGCAUGGCAUUUUAACUGUGAAUGUCCUAAUACGGUUAGCUUUUACUGCAAUAAAACACAUAUAUUUGUAUGUGGUGAUGUCCCAUGAGUACAGCAAUGCCCCCAAUGUAGAGGUUUCAUGAUAUAUGGGAAAGUUAUAGGGUCAAAUAAAGAGCUUACCCUUUUCAGUUUUUACAAGCUGAAAUUUGCAAGAUUGGUUUGCUGGGCCUAUGUUGUCUUUGAGACCGUAUGGCAGCCCAGGAAUGAAAAUUACCCCCAUCAUGGCACACCAUUUGCAAACGUAGACAACCCAGGGUAUUCAAAAUUAUGUAUGUCCAGGUUUUUUUUUUUAAAUUCUUUAUUUUUGAGUGCAUGAAGAAAUAGACAUAUAUGCUGGUAGUGCCACAAUAGCAGAUGCUGGCCAUUCGUGGUUGACAGGUAUAUGGCAUAGAUUAAGUCUGCACAAAGUUUUAUAUAAACAAGCUUGACUUUGGGUAAAACAUUGUCAGGAAAAGCUUACAAACUGAUAUAAAAAUCGGCUAAGCAUACUGACACUAAGAUUAAAUAAAGGUACAUGUCUGAAUAUCCAAAGCAAGUGUAGUCUCCCUGGAGCUUGUUGUUAAAGCACAAUACAUGUGAAGCUACGUGAUGUGAGAGAAAUAUGUUGGGCAUUAAUAAAAUGAAUAAAAGGUAAUAAUAAAACAUGUUAGCCCUCUCAGAGCACGUUUUUAUUGUGGGCCUGAGGGGAGGCGUGUAGGGGCCUGAAGAGUAAGGUUUAAUGCCUGAACUUUUGCGCAUAGUUGUAUUGUGCACAGGUUGACUCUAAACAUUGAUGAGUGAGUUUAGCUUAAUGUACAUGAAAGGCAGUUAGGAGGUUUAUUUUAAGACUAUGGUAAUGUAGUUUAAUCUUUCCAGCUUAGGGCGAUAUGUGUGGGCAAUACAUGCUACUGGUAGGUAGCUGGGUGGCUGCUUUAACUGUGUGAGACAAAAUAUUCAUCCUAGAGGCCCUUGUAGCCAAGCUUAAGUAUGGUUAAGGAGGGUGACUUAGCAUGUAAGCUUGGUUCUCGUACGUGCGAUACUCAUACCAGGUAGGUGUGGGUCGGUGGGGCACAAAAGCAAAAUGUCCACAUGAGUCUCUGUUUAGCUGAUGCCCUCUGUGAGCUUAGCAUGGUCCCGCUGCAAGCCGGCUGUCAGGUAUACGUCGUUGCUCUGUCAGAGCUGGCUGGGAGGUGUUGACUGGCAGUCCAGGAGAGGUGUGAGGCAUCUGCACGUGAGACCGGCUUCCCGACCUGUCUGGAGGGUAGAUUUUCGUCUGCUGGGUGUCGUUAGUCCUUGCUGUGAUGCGUGCGCUGGCCUGCUGUAUCUCCAUCUCUUCCUUCUUCACCAGGCCUGCCCGGGAGCUAGAGUAAGUGCUUAUAGCUGGCUGCAGUUGAUAUUGGGCCAGUUUGUGUCUGGAUGCCGUGCUGUUAGUUAUCAGCGCGGGUGGACCAUGUUCCUUCCCUCUACCUUCAGCGCAUGUGGCAUCUGCCAUUAUAGGUGAGGUGCCUGGGCCGCAGAUUGGGGUGGUAUUGUUGCUUGGCCUUGUUUGCAUUGCAGCGUUCGGGGCCACAGGGUGAGGACCGGGAUCACCCCCACUGGUCCGGAGGGGGAGGGGGAGAACAGGGCCUGUUCAACUCGGAUGUUGGCCUCUGUCUGGGCAUUGUUAGGCAGAAUAGUUUGGCAGCGGCCGUCCGCCCCACUCACCGCCGGAGAAGGCCCCUAUUGGGACAUCGAAGAUUCCUCUUUCAGGGGACUAAAGCUCAAGGAGCCAGCCUCUCCAUGGAUUCAGUGCCCCCUUUGCACCGAGGACCAUUGCUGUUGGUCUGCUUUUAGGUCGAAAAUCUUAGGUUUUAAGGCUUAAUGUUUAGAAGGUUGCAGGAGCUGAUCUUUCUUGCGACCGUCCAGCUCGGCGGUCCGGUCCCGCCCCCGUCCAGAUUUUUUUAGGAGCCACUUGGUCACAAACCCUAGCCAAAUUUAGUGUUCAUGUUUUUUUUUUUUUUACACAAAAACUGUACUUUCAUUGACGUCACAUGUUUUAAUGCUCUGAAACACAAAAUCUAUGAUAAUGCUUCUUGAAAAUUUAAGAGUGCUUUUUCACUUUGCUGUUGCUUCAGGGCUAACUAGGUUUAACACAGUCCUUAUCUCUGUGCACAGCAUUUAUAAGAAGGCAGACUGGAUGGUGCAUUGAUGGGGCUUGGUAAUUAUACAAUAGUGAAGAUGCACUGGAACUUGUGGGAUCUUUCUAUUCUUUCAAAAGCUUCAUUAAUGUUAUAUUCUCAUUCAGGCGCAAGAGUAAAAAAUAAUGGACUAGGGAAGACACAGUCACGAUAGGCAUUUGUUAUUCAUGUUUCAUAAUUUGCAUUUUUUUUUCUAAUGCCAAUUUUUUAGUGCAAAUUUAAAAAAAAACUGACAGGUUAUAGUGAUUACGACAGUAUAAAAUGAUAUGUAAUCCAUCAGUGACAGUGGCUCUACCUUUCAAUAACGUGUAUUAUUAAAUCAAAAUGCAUUUCAUAUUUUUGGGAAAACUACAUUGCAAAAAAUGGAUAAUGAAUAAUAAGAAAACUAAAGAACAAUCAAUUCCCACUGCAAUUAUUAAAUGGAAUCAAGACCUAGCAAAGGAUAUAACUAUGAAAGAAUGAAAUAACUCCCUUAAUACGAUAUAUAAAGUCUGUCAUUGUCUAAAUAUACACAAAACCCAUUAUAAAAUACUAAACAAAUGGUAUAAUACCCCCUACAAAUAGCAAUAAUGUAUCCUACAGCUCCACCAAAUUGUUGGAGAUGCAAUGAAUUAAUUGCAGACUUCAAAUAUAUUUGAUGGGAUUGUCCGAAAAUUAGACCUUUAUGGGAUAUGUUAAACCAAUAUUUAUCAGUUUUAUUCGAAAUAAGAUUUGAGCUGACCCCAAGUAUGGCCCUAUUACAUAUGGAUAUGACAGGCAUCAAUAAAGAAUUUAGACCUAUUAUUUACGAGUACUUAAGAAAUGAAAUAACUAAUACCAUAUUCUGAUGUGAAACAAACAAAAAAAAAGACGAAAGAACAGAAAAUCUUACAAUUAAACUGGUAUUCCUGGCACCAUAACCACUUUAGUCUGUAGAAGUGGUUUUUCUGCAAGGUCAGUGUCUCUGUAGCAUUUCUGCUAAAAGAUAUUUUGAUUAUUUUGCAGCAGAUGGAGGCUUGUGUCAGUCAAUCAGCCAUCCUCUUUUAUCCCUGCUGCCUAUAUAAUUUUUUUUUGUUUUUUUUUUCAUUUACAGUUUUUAUUGAAUUUUAAUGUAAGUGGGGGAGGGUACAGAAAUUAAAAUCCAAUGUAUCCGUGUUGGGACCAUGUUCCAUCCAUAAAGUACCUUUCUAUCUUGUCCAUGAAGCCUCAAGCAAUAUUGUCUAGGUGAGUAUCUCGUACUUUACGUCGCCGAACAAAGGAGUGCAGUUGCAAGUGUGAGUAUUGUAGACAUGUGCAAUUAGUUUCGGUCUGAAUUUAAAUUUGGACGAAUUUCGGCAAUUCGGACAUUCAGAUACUUCUGAAUUGCUGAAUUUCAGAAGUGCCGAACCGAACCGAAUUUCAGAAGUGCCGAAUUUCGGAAGUGCCGAAGUGCUUUGGAUUUUUGAAAAGUGGCAAAACAGGAGAGGGAGGGAAAAUUAAGGGAAUGAUGACAGGAAUCUAAUGUGAGGAAGGCUGAACUUGAUGGACCCAGGUCUCUUUUCAGCUAUGUAACUAUCUAACCCUGCCCCUAACCCUACCCCUUCUAGGCUUAGGUGAAGGGUUAGAGGAAGGUUAGGGUUAUUGGGUUGAGUUAGGGAACUGCCAAAGUCCUGAAUUUGCCGAAGUGCUGAACCGAAGUGCCGAAUUGCCGAAUUUCGGAAGUGCCGAACCAAAUUGCCGAAUUUCGGAAGUCCGGACCAUAAACAAAUUUUUUACCCAUGCACAUCCCUAGAGUAUUGUGAUGUGUGGGGUAAUUUGUGCUUGAACGAAAGGGUUACAAAGUCUUCCAAUUUAUUAUCCGCAUAUGCCUGAUAUAAAUUAGUAAUCCCUCCAUGGUGUAGUGUGGAAGGUGGGUAGAUGGUGUACUAGGGCCAUGAUCGGGGUCGCCAUAGAAAGGGGGUAAGUGUUGUAUAGCCUGGUUAGGUUGAUGUCCCAUAUUUGUAUUGCUAGUUUCACAGGUACAGAAUGAGUAGCUGGUCUGAACGUUUUAGGCAACCAAAAUAAGUGUGGAAUAGUAAAAGGUAGCAUCAGUUUCUGCUCUUGGGAAACCCAUUGUGAGGGUGAUUCAGUGAUGAAAUGUGGAAUGGUUGAGGCUAAGAUAGAUGCAUCAGAAAAAGCAAAGCCUCCCAUUUUUGAUAGUAGCAUCUUUAUGACCACCCUGGCUCUACUUCCCACCCAGACAAACUGUAUAAGGUCUUUACAAUUUGUGAUAAAUGGUAGAUGUAUUGGGAGUGUGCGGAAUAGGUACUGAAGUCUCGGGAGAAUUAUGUUUUUAUAGUAAUGAUCUGUCCACGUAAGGAAUAACUGGGUCCACUUUUGGAGGAGUUGUUUGCAAUCCUUCCAAAUCUGAGGUAAUUUUUUGGGAAAAGGUCUGCUGCAGUUUUUGUAAAUGUCACACCUAAAUAUGUAAAACCGUCUCCCCUCCAGUCAAAAGAGUAUUUCUGUCGAAGAAAAUCUGAAGUUUGUUUGGGCAGAUCUAUGCCUAGCUCCUGGGUUUUGCUAGUGUUCUGGGAAUAGUAUGACAUAAACCCAUAAUCCUGGAUCUCUUGCAAUAUAGGUGAGAGCGAUUUGAUUGGGCGGGUUGCCUAUAUCAAUUUUAAGUGCCCAGUACGCACACCAGUUGGGCUUAACUCUUUCUCCUCCUAGAAAAGAGUAAAUCCACAGGCCAUAAUCCACAGACUACACAUGUAGGGACCGCAGUCCUGCUGAGAGUUUCAAAUAGUUCUCACUGAGUGAUGUUCUCAUAUACAAACACUAUCAAUCUAUAUCAGUAAAAUGUGCUUAUAUGGAGCUGGCAUGUAUCGUUAGCAGAGAUUGACUAAACCAUGUUGUACAAGUUUGUGUACUUACAAUAAGUAUGGGUAACAUGACAGAGAAUACCUAAGGGGGAUACAUUGUGCAUUAGCACUUCUAUUAUAUGCAACUAGAACAAUUUUUGCAGCAUCUUGGGCGACAUACCACACAACAUCUGGAAGGAGAAGUUAUAUUAAGCCAUUUGUCCCUCAUGUGUUAACAUUUUUAUUCUCUUCCAGGAUACAUAGUGGGAACAUUGGCUGUGUGCUGGUUGCCCUUUCAGGCUCGGCGUCUGAUGACUGUUCUGCGCAGUAAAAAUGAAUGGACAGAAACUUAUUAUCGUUUAUAUAUCACCUUGCAACCCAUCACAAACUGCUUCUACUAUCUUAGCUCAUGCCUCACUCCUCUGCUGUACAACCUGACAUCACGGAACUUUCGCCAAGCUUUCUUCAACAGUAUUACCCCAUGUGCUAAGAUGCCUUCGACAGCCUCAGUUCCAUGGGAUAUACAAAUUACCCAUCAAACCAUCAGAUCUUCCUCGGUGGUUCGAAGCACCAGUGAUGUGUGAGCCAAAAGAGUGAAUAUAAAUGAAUAAAAAAUUAAGCAGCC